Molecule: messenger RNA, 2619 nt
Organism: Lynx canadensis (Canada lynx)
Lineage: Eukaryota; Metazoa; Chordata; Mammalia; Carnivora; Felidae
Gene: SIGIRR
Product: single Ig and TIR domain containing
Exons: 9
Coding region: 1143-2342 (399 amino acids)
Biological process (GO): signal transduction
Source: RefSeq, a predicted model, not a curated record
AAGGACAAAUGAAAGCCAGUACUGAGGGUGGCCCACUGGUGGGCCUCUGCUCUGGGUAGGUGAAAGCGGGGACAGGGCCUGAAGGGGACCCUUGCCCGGUUUCUAUGGGUAGUGAUGCCAGCCACCGAUUUCUGGGCCCUGAGUCCCACGUCAGUCUGGGAGGGAAAGUGACAAAAGGGGAUGCCAGCUGCCUCGCCUCCCCCCCCCCCCAACAGCUGGGCUCAGAGCCCAGGCACCUCUAUUGAGGCCUUUUCUUGUUUCCUUAUCUGGAAAAGGGGGGACUGCCUUCCCAUCCCAGCCUGAAACUAAGGUCCAUGUGAUACCACAGCCCCUGUCUGGGCACUGUAGGGGGGAAGUGGACCGGGAGGGAGCCCAAAAGCUCUGCCCAAGGCCCCAUUAUUGGCAGGAAUACCCACAGGACUCCCGUCACCCCAGCAGGUCACAGGCCAGAUGCACAUUGGAGGCUCUCACCAUCCUGAGUGUCACUCUGUAGGCUGUGUCUGGGAAGCGGUGACCCUAUGCGAUUGUGUGCGGGAUGACCCUGACUGGGGGGGGUCUCCUUAGGACCCCCUCACGUCACCCGGGGCCCCAGCCUCUCCGCAACCUCCUCUCCAUCGCCCAGGCUUGGCCUCGGGAAGUACACUGCCUCGGUGGGCUGGGGUGGGCCCCGGAGGAAGGAGCCGCUUGACUCGGAGUUAACAGGAAGAAGUUGAGCAGGCGGGGCAGGGGCGAGAACCACCAACUGCGCGCCUGCCUGGGUGGGGUUUGGGGUCAGGAGAGGAUGUGACUGUAAAGCCAGGAAGCUGCAGGGAAAGUUCUGAUUAAAACACACACACAAACAAAAGGCAGGUCCUCAGUGUGCUUGGCGAUGUGCUCUGGGGCUGCGGUGCUGCGGGCCGGACCUGGGGCCCAGCUGAGCACACAGUUUGCUCCCAAGCAAGCAUCAAUGACCUCGACGACCGCCAUCCCCCCCCAGGAGGAGAGAGCCGGAACCAGCAGCCUCUGACCCCUCCUGGUGUCCUGACUGACCGGCCACAGAGACAGAGAGCCCCGGAGGACCAGUCUGCUCAGCUAAGGAGCCCUGAGGAGCCGGGGGGGUGGCACCAGUGCCCAGCCUGCCCCGAGAAGGCCCCGGCCAGACCAUGGCAGGUGUCUGUGACACGGCCCCCAACUUCCUCUCCCCGUCUGGAAACCAGGCCCUGGAGCCUGCCCUGGGCAGUGCGGUCUCCCUGAACUGCACGGCCUGGGUGGUCUCUGGGCCCCACUGUCCCCUGCCCUCAGUCCAGUGGCUGAAAGAUGGGCUGCCGCUGGGCAAUGGAAGCCACUGUGGCCUCCAUGAAGACUCCCGGAUCAAGGCCAACUCAUCAGAGGUGCUUGUGUCCAGUGUUCUGGGGGUCAACCUGACCAGUGCUGAGGACUAUGGGGUCUUCACCUGCUCCAUCCGGAAUGUCAGCUCCUCCUCCUUCACUCUUUGGAGAGCUGGCCCAGCUGGCCACCUGGCGGCAGUGCUGGCCUCACUCCUGGUCCUGCUGGCCCUGCUCCUGGCGGCCCUGCUCUAUGUGAAGUGUCGACUGAAUGUGCUGCUCUGGUACCAAGACGCCUACGGGGAGCUGGAGAUGAACGACGGGAAACUCUACGACGCCUACGUCUCCUACAGCGACAGCCCCGAGGACCGGAAGUUCGUGAACUUCAUCCUGAAGCCACAGCUAGAGCGGCGUCGGGGCUACAAGCUCUUCCUGGAUGACCGCGACCUCCUGCCACGCGCGGAGCCCUCCGCCGAUCUCCUGGUGAACCUGAGCCGCUGUCGACGCCUCAUCGUGGUGCUGUCGGAAGCAUUCCUGGGCCGGGCCUGGUGCAGCCACAGCUUCCGGGAGGGCUUGUGCCGGCUACUGGAGCUCACGCGCAGGCCCAUAUUCAUCACCUUCGAGGGCCAGAGGCGCGACCCCGUGCACCCCGCGCUCCGCCUGCUGCGCCAGCACCGCCACCUGGUGACCCUGCUGCUCUGGAGGCCCGGCUCCGUGGCGCCUUCUUCAGAGUUUUGGAAGGAGCUGCAGCUGGCCCUGCCACGGAAGGUGCGGCACAGAGCCAUGGAGGGAGACCCCCAGACCCGGCUGCAGGGUGACAAGGACCCCAUGCUGAUCGUGCAAGGCCACCUGCCCGAGGGUCGCACCCUGCACCUGGAGCUGGACCCCGACCCUGAGGGGGACCUGGGUAUGCCCCCCUGGUCCCACCCCGACCCUGAGAAGCUUGGCCUGGGGCGGAGGGGGUGCACGGGGCUGAGGAGCCCAGAAAGGGGUCCAGGUGGCGGGGACUUCCUCCCUGCAGCCCAUCGGUGGGCUUGACCCCCAGCACACCCUCACUGCCUCUUUCCCGGAGGCACGCGGACCCAAGGCCUGCCUGGGAAUCUCCAGGACCUCCGAUGCCACUAUGCAGGAGGGUGAGCAGGGAGUGACCCUCAUUCAUGGGUCCUAGCAGAAGUCAGGCUGUGGACAGCCCAGCCUCAGGCCUGGUGGUACCCUCUUCCCAGGUGUCCGAGGGCCUAUCUUUGGGGAGCCAUUAGCUCCACCCCAUGCAAGUGGGGUCGCCCUUGGAGAGGGCCGGGGCAGCGAGGUGGAUGUC